Molecule: messenger RNA, 5153 nt
Organism: Erythranthe guttata (spotted monkey flower)
Lineage: Eukaryota; Viridiplantae; Streptophyta; Magnoliopsida; Lamiales; Phrymaceae
Source: RefSeq, a predicted model, not a curated record
AAUUUCGCCUAGAUUAGGGCUCGGGCUGGAUGACCCAGGUCAAAAUUUGCGCCAUCAUCUUUUUCUCUCUGAAACCGACGUUGAUAAUCGAUGAGCAGCGAGGUGAGCGUGAGUGUGAAUGAUGCUGAAGUAUCUCAAAUUCGCGAUGUCGGCACAUCGUCGAACAUCGGAUAUGUGUCCGGAUGGAUGUACAUCAAUCAAAAUGGUCAGAUGUGUGGCCCUUACAUUCAUCAGCAAUUGUACGAAGGUUUACACACUGGUUUUUUGCCUGGGGAGCUUCACGUUUAUCCCAUCUUGAAUGGGAAUCUCCUCAAUUCUGUCCCCCUCAGCUAUUUCAAGCAAUUCCCCGACCAUGUUGCCACCGGCUUUGUUUAUUUAAAUUCUUCCCUCCCUCCCGUCAAAGAUCCUACAGCUGAUGAGAACAGUGAUAAAGAUGAUAACUUUCCACUGGUUGGAGAUGAAUCUUGUUGGAUGUUUGAGGAUGGUGAGGGGAGAAAACAUGGACCACACUCUCUUACUGAGCUCCACUCAUGGUGUCACUACGGAUAUAUCCACAACUCACUAAUGAUAUAUCACACUGAUAAUAAGUAUAAACCUUUACACUUGGAAUCACUGUUAAACAAGUGGAGAACUGCUAGUCUUGGACCUGAGGUUGUGCAUGAUGUCAACGACCAAGGCACUGGCUCAGCAUUGAACUUUAUAUCAGAGGUUUCUGAAGAAGUUUGUUCGCAGCUUCAUUUCGGGAUCAUGAAAACAGCCCGUAAAGUUGUACUUGAUGAGAUUGUUAGCUGCAUAAUUUCUGAUUCCCUUGCCUCCAAGAAAAUUCACAAGAAUCAUAAGAUUGAACCAAUCAUUGAGUCUGCCAAAUCCUUUCCUUCACAUGGCAAAAUGUCUGAAAGAAGUGAUGUGAGGAAGGACAAUGUGACUGUCGUGGAUGAAGUUGAAGUCUGUAGUACUGUUGAUGAAAGAUGUUUUAGUGGUGAAACAGUGAGAUCUCCUCGUAGCAUGAAAUCAAUUGGAAACUUUGAGAACUUUUGUGCUGCAUACAUGGUUGUUUGCAGGACCCUCUUUGAUUCUUGUUUGCAAGUCAUAUGGAAUGCCGUCUUUUAUGAUUCUGUACUUGAGUGUUCAUCUGCAUGGAGAAAGACAAAACGUUGGACGUCUCCUAGUUAUGUUGUUGAUGAAUGCAUUGCAUACAAAGAGUCCUCUGUGCAGAUUGAAAAGCUACCAGCUGACUAUGAUUCCUCCAGUUCCGAUGUAGACUGCCCUCCUGGUUUUGAACCACAGAGAAGUGUAAUGGAUGUACAAUCACAUGCACCAUCAGUAUCUUCACCUUUUGAGAUAAAAAAGAGACGAAAUAUGUCGAGCUCAGAUACCUCUUGCGAUGAAAUGGAGUUCAUCCUGGAAUAUGUACUGAAUGAUCUUCAUUCAUCUUCAAAGUUGUCAUUAGUUCAAUACUUUAAAAAACUUGUGGACGAGGAAGUGAAGAAGAUAGUUGAUUUUCCACAAAGUAGUCAUAUGAAAGAGGUCAUGCUGUACUCUUCUGAUCUACUCAACCAGACAACUGAAUAUGAUUCUCAAGAAGCGUUUCAUGUUUCAGCCCUUAUAGAAGUAGAUGAUGACCGAUGCCCAGCUCAAUACCCAAAAGAUCCACUGCAUCAGAGAGUUCUUCAUCUUCCUAACGUUUCUUUGACAAAUUUAUCGAAGGGUGCUUUUCAGAAAUUGCCCAUGCAUUUAGAUGAUGCUACUGUUGAUUUAGAUGAACUGUGGCCAGCUGCAUGUGAAGAAAGUAUGGAACAAAAUGUUUCAUCACAUUUCUCCAGUGAGAAAUUCCGGAACUUGCCUAUGCAUUUAGAUGAUGCUAGUACUAUUCCAGUUAUUGAUGAAUUGCGCCCACCUCAAUCUAAAGAAGUUACUGAACACUAUGCAUCAUCACAAAUUUGUCGACUACCGUUAUUUAAACUAGGUGGCCAUGCGUGGAAAACCACUUUCCAGGUUGCAUUGAUGAUAAGUCGGGUGAGGAUAUAUGACUGUGUCAUGAGAAAAAUUAAAUCUAUAUGUUUGGAUGAUGCCAUUGAGAAAGCUGUAACAAUGAUGCAGUCUAUGAGGAGAAAUGAAUCAGGCAAGAAGGGAACUAUGAAUUGGAUGAAUAAGAAAAAGCAUGAAGGUUUAGAGAGAUCUUCCGAAACAUCUGUCCUUAUAGGAACAUAUGUAUACUCUCGGAGAAGAAAGUUGGGUAGCAAAAGUUCAGCUUCAUUUUUUCAGUCUCUGGCUGCAGAAAACACUAAAAAAACAUCUAAACGGGGAAGGAGAAGAAAUAUACCCGAGGCUACUGCAGUUGGCAAAAUAGUUUCUAAUCUAGAUAAAAAGAUUCUAGAACAUGACAGUUGUCAACCGCCUGCAAAUGCUGCUACACCUGGGAAAAAAAGAUCAUCCAUGCACAUCUGUGAUCAGAAAUCAGAGGAAGUAGCUCAUGCUGUCCAAGCAAGUAAGGUCUCAAAACUCAAAAGGAAGCAACUGGUCGAUGAUACACCGCAUUCCCGAUCUGGGAAAGUCCCAAAACUAGCAAAUGGCAUUGUGGAACACGCACUAUGUAAACAAAUUGACACGCACAAGAUCAAGAGAAGUAAGUCUAGGGCGGUUAGAGCUUGUCCCAAGUCUGAUGGUUGUGCUAGGUCGUCUAUGGAUGGCUGGGAAUGGCGUAAAUGGGCUUCGACUGCUAGUCCCACUGAAAGAGCUCGUGUCAGGGGCACUCACAUUUACUCUGGACCUAUUAAUUCUGAAUGCAAUGGAUCUCAUUCAUCAAAUUUUAAAGGACUUUCUGCAAGAACAAACAGAGUCAAGUUGCGUAACCUUCUAGCUGCUGCAGAUGGUGCUGAUCUGCUUAAAUCUACACAAUUAAAGGCAAGGAAAAAACGAUUGCGUUUCCAGCGGAGCAAGAUACAUGAUUGGGGUCUUCUUGCGCUGGAACCAAUUGAGGCAGAGGACUUUGUUAUCGAAUAUGUUGGAGAACUCAUUCGCCCUAGUAUAUCUGACAUCCGUGAGCGCCAGUAUGAGAAAAUGGGAAUUGGGAGCAGUUAUCUUUUCAGAUUAGAUGACGGUUAUGUGGUUGAUGCUACGAAGCGCGGAGGGAUUGCUAGAUUUAUAAAUCAUUCAUGUGAGCCUAAUUGCUACACAAAGGUCAUAAGUGUUGAGGGGCAGAAAAAGAUUUUCAUUUAUGCAAAGCGGCAUAUUGCUUCUGGCGAAGAACUCACUUACAAUUACAAGUUCCCAUUAGAAGAGAAUAAGAUACCUUGCAACUGCGGUUCAAAGAGGUGCCGUGGGUCGUUGAACUGAAGCUAGAGUAGUUUGUUUGCUGUUUUGAUAGGGAUACUGUAACGGGGUAAUUGUAACUAGAAGUCCACUUGGUCAUGGCUCCUUGCCUGAUUUGUUGAAUGAAUGGUCAAAAUAUCAUCGAAGGUUGAUCCCCCUUUCAGGUUAUGAACUGCUUAAGUAUGUGGUUGAGUUGACUUCAUGGCAGAGCAGGAUCUCCUUUCCAUGUCAGUGGUCAACAACAGAUGACAUUUACCCAACAUAUUCUUGUAGAUAUCUCUCAGUUGCAGAUGAGUUUCUCCUCUUAAGAACUGAAAAUUAGUUAUUUUUCUUCACUGUUCUAGGCAAAGUUUUGGGUAUUCGAUGACAUGUACAGACAGACAUACUGUCAAUUUUGGAAUAUUUCAUAACAUAUACAACACUUGUUAAUUGAAAGGAGUAAAAGAAUAUUCUGCCAUAUGGGGCAGUUGUAUACGUAGUUCCCAAACUGCAAAGAGUGUGUGAAGAAAUGCAGAAAAAGAAUAGGCAGUUUGAAUUUAUUACGAUGACUAUAAACCUAUUUGCUCAAUUUUCAUCUCACCUGUCUGUGUUCGGGGUAUGAUGUGGGUCAUGGCUGAAGAAACAUACAACAAUGUCUGCAAUUACUAUUGCCUUAUUUAUUUCAUAAUAAGUCGCUCGUUUGGUAACAUCAACUCUCGCAAAAUUAUGUGGCUUUUUAAUACUAUUUUGAUUGCAAAUGCUGAUCGAUCCUAGAUAAUCCAGUGUUCUCCAAAAAUUACACAUAGCCAUUUACUUGGUGCUGAAUUAAUUUAAAUAUAUGUCAGCUAGUUUUUUUAUGAGGGUACAUGGAUAAUUCAAUUUCAUAUUGCGCAGGGAGAAACAACUAGUCUUCUGUAGAUGUGCCAAAUGCUUAAUGGACUGAUUGUAUGUCAAAAGGCUUCUCUGGUAUGUGUUUUCUACUUCCUUUAUCUACCAAACAAUAAUGAAAGUUGGAAUUGAUUUUAAUGAAGUUAUCAACAUAUACUUACGCUCAAAUGAAUGGAGAAAAAGUAAGAGAUAUAUUAAUGUGUAGUGUAGGUACUAGGUACUAUAUAAUUAUUAUAUUAUUAUUAGUAUUAGUAUUGUGGGUUAUAUAUAUAUAAUAUAUUACAGAUAUAAAUCAAUUAUGUUGGUGCGAACAACAUUUGUUUAUUAUUCCUUCCAUUCCAACAAAUUAGUUGAUGCUGACUUAUUUUUAUACCUAUAGAGCACACACAAUUGAGCGGCAACAAAUAUUUUCAUAUACACAAAAAUGAUGAAUCAAACAUCAUCACUAUGUAUGAUGUUUCAAGUUCCAGAAUAAUACCAAUCAAUUUGUAGGGCUACAAAUAAUACCCUUUGAAGUUUAAUUCUCCUUCAAAAACAGUUGAAGAGUUUUUGGACCGACCGACCUUAGCUCAAAUGGAAGAGUAAAAGGAUUGGGUGAAACCAGGAUUUUUUGCACCUGAAAUUGCCACAUCCUUUGGUUGUCGGUUCGAAUCCGGCAGGUCGGAGCAUAUUUUAUUCAUUAUUACUUAAUACCCUAUUUCCAUUUUCUUAUUAUCACUGUUUUGCUGUCUACUUGUCAAGCUUUUACCACAAGGAAGGCUACUUAGUAAAACAAGAGAGGCUGAUCGAUGAUUGGAGAAAGAUGUUCGGAACUUAAUUUGUCUUCUUAUGAUUUAUGAUUUUUUUCUUUCUUUCUAAUAUUGUAUUGUUUUCCUAACUUUUGUUCUUUUUUUCCAUGUCGGUUUCAGUUGUAGCGUUUUCAUUGACAAACUGCCAUAUUCGUUCGAUAUAGUUUGUUAAAAUUGCAACAAGUA